Molecule: messenger RNA, 9894 nt
Organism: Schistosoma haematobium
Lineage: Eukaryota; Metazoa; Platyhelminthes; Trematoda; Strigeidida; Schistosomatidae
Product: activating signal cointegrator 1 complex subunit
Exons: 3
Coding region: 7668-8795 (375 amino acids)
Biological process (GO): regulation of DNA-templated transcription; DNA alkylation repair
Cellular component (GO): nucleus
Molecular function (GO): RNA binding
Source: RefSeq, a predicted model, not a curated record
GAUUUAGUGGUAGUAUUGAAUAUUCCUAAUGUUUAUAUAUGAAAGUGAGAUCAUUGUCUAUAUUAAUUCGUCCUAUCUGACAGUGAGCUUUAUAUUAUUUAAGACUUCUGAAGAGCAUAAUUGGCCUGAGAAUAGAGGAACAUAGUUAAUACAAAAAAGAAGCGUUAACACCCGCAUGACCGAUCCAUGCCAUGACGAUUAAGUGCUCCCGCGUUUACCGUUCCUGAACUUCACUCAGUGUUAGGCGUCAAAUCUCAAUCUUUUCAGCUUCGAUGAUCAUGUAGUUAGAAACCAAUAAAGCCAAAUUUCUCUCCUAAAAGAAUCAACGUGACGUUGGUUAGAUACGAAAGCAAGCGGUAAUGGUGCGCGUCGUAAGUUACCAUCGUAUUAACAAGAAUUCUCCGGAGAAUGAUAAACCAGAGUUAAAUGAAAAAAAAGCACCAUCGACUGAUCGGGAAAUAAAUGUAACUAUCUCACCAUGUUUGGUUUCAGUCCAGACAAUCAAAAUGAAAUUUUUGCGUACACAUUGUUUGACAGUUAAACAAAUUAGAAUUAUGUUAGUGCAGAAAGGUUUAGUAAAAAAAUCUAACAAAUUACAGUUGUUGGUGGUUAAUAGCCUAAAUUAUCAACGAUGAAAGUAUUUGGUGACUAGACGAAUGUUAAUCAAAUCCAAUAGCAACUUCGUAAAUGUGUUGAAAUUAGCAUUAUCUUGUGUUCAAAUUAGAAAGUCAGCCAGUCUUAAUCAUCACAAAGUAUCUCCGAAAAACUCUGGUCGUAGCUGUUACUUGGCAUUGAGGAACAGAUGCAUAUCCAAGUCCUCAGUGAGAGAUAUUUUUAGGUCGAGCUAGCAGCCAAUAUUCAAGCCAGACCCCUCCCAGAUUCAUGACUAUGGGAAAAACCUACAAGCCGGGAGAUCUAUUACCUCGCUAACCUAAAUAGCAAAGAUAUCAAUACCUUAGAGAUAGCUGAUAUGCUUAAUGCAAACCAAACCAGGAGUCUGCAGUUGCUGAACACCUCUCAAUCCUUAUACCAGUUGAUAGUUAGGUUGACAUGUUAUAAUGCUCACUGGUCAUAGAGACAGAUUACAAACUUUCAUACCCUAGAAUAUGAGUUUGAGCAAGACUCAAAUGCCCAAUAUAAUAGUCGGAGCGCUCCACGGAGGGGUACUACCGUUCUUGAUCUUUAUAAACGAUCUGAUAGAUAUCAUCAGCUUAGCAGCACCAACCUAUGCAGACAAUGCAAGGAUGUAGAGAUCCAUGUGAAGAGAAACUGAUUCGCUCAAGCUUAAGAAGGACCUUAAAAUAAGAGGGUAACGAACAGUAGAUAAUGGGUUGAAACGUGACUAGUUGGAAUGUCAUGUCAUAAACACUUUGCAUCAAUUGACGCAAAGCAUUUUCACCCUCCAUGGAAAUCCUCUCCCGAUUGUCUCCUCAGGGCAUGAUCUCAGGCUGGCAACCACGGAAAGCCCAGACAGCAACUCAAACUACAUGGGUUGCAGCUAGGUCAAACGCAAAUCUCCACUUCAUGUGAAGACUAUGUGGUGCAAUCACCACGGAGUCUUUCCUAACACCGUUUGAGACGUACUCAUGACCCCAACUUUCAGUUCACAAUUUCAUUGUGUCCUCUCAAAAGAGACAUAAGUCUCUUUGACCAAGUACGUAGACGGGCAACUCGGUGUGAUAGGGCUAAAACGGAAACCUUAUGUGGACAGGCUCUACAUUUGGGAUGCUAUCCCGAAUGAAGUGACUUGACAGAUACGCUCUCACUCAUGGCUUGCCAGUUUUCCUUGUGGACUAGUUGUGUCUGACUCAUGUCUCAUAAAUUACCGUGACUAUCAUUACCACAUGCCGGUAACCACCUCCUGUCUCACUUAUUUUCAUCUCCGUUCCCCCUCUUGUCCUUUCGACUUCGUUUUCGUACACACUACGAAUUACGUAGAUUACUUACUUAUGCUUGAAGCAAUCGUCUCCUCACAGCACUGGAAUUAUCACGUGGUAAUCUUCACAUUGUGACCAACCAACCUCCUAUUUGGUGAUGUGAUAACUGCUGGUAUCCGGGAUGCCUACUGUCCUGAGACAACCACACCCACUCAAAUUUCAAGAUAUGCAAAUCCACAAAUAUCUGUCUAAGUGACUAGAAUUGGUGCAGUCGAGUGGCUAGACCACCAUACAUUGGACAUCACCAUAUACCGGGAACCGUAGUGAAACAGCAAGAGGUGAGUGCGAAGAAAUCCAUCGAUUUAAACAAGUUGACCUCAAAUAUAUUGAUAUUGUAGGUAUAUGCACAUACCACAAAUGAAGCCUUUAAACGCAACCUAGCAUAUGAAGUUAAAUUUUUCUCCGUCUUUCUCCUAAAUUUGAACAUAUAGGUCUGUGCUUAAACGAACGGUUAAUUCACCCAAGCUUGUUAUGAGACAUUUUGUCUCGAUUUAUAACCUCUUGCCCUUGAAUUGAACGACCACAUUAAGUUUGACCUUGGUUGCUUAUUCUGUGUGGCAGAUGCGUGUGCAUCCUUCUCGGUUAGUUCGACUAUCUUUAAUCUCCCUACUAUUCCUACUUUGUAUCGCUAUUAUAUAUAAUAAAUAUUUGGAUAAGACGCUAUCUGGACCUCAUUCUAUAAGCCAACUUAUCCGGAAUCAAGAUUUUGCAAGUGUACACAAUGUAAAGCCAUUUAAAAUAGACUGGGAAAACUACUCACUUACUGCGCUUGAAAGUUCGAGAGUGGGACCUGGAGAGAACGGCAUGGCUUUCGAACUAUCCCCUCUCGAUAGAGAACUAUCCAAUAAAACUAUAAAUGAGAACGGUUUUAGUGUGUAUGUUAAUGGGAAAAUCAAAACAGAUAGAUCUAUUAAAGAUAUCCGCCAUCCACGUUGUAAAGGAAAACUAUAUUCCAGCAACCUUCCUACUGCUUCAGUGAUUAUCCCUUUUUUUGAAGAGCAUUGGGAGUCUCUCCUACGCACAGUCGCAUCUGUUUUGAAUCGAGCUCCUUCAGGACUAAUCAAGGAAAUAAUUUUGGUUGAUGAUGGAGGCUCACGAAAAUAUCUGAAAGAUGAACUUGAUAAUCAUCUUGCAACUGCGUAUCCAAGUGGUAUAGUACGUGUAAUUCACCUGGAACAGAGGGAGGUCUUAUUCGAGCGAAAACAGCAGGCGCCAGAGAAGCUACUGGAGAAGUGCUCAUUUUUCUGGAUUCUCAUUGUGAAGCAGGAAUAAACUGGCUUCCGCCGCUACUUGAUCCGAUUGCUGCGAACUACAAAACUGUUGUUUGUCCGUUUAUUGAUGUAAUAGAUGCAGAUACUUUUGAAUAUCGUGCACAAGAUGAAGGGGCUCGGGGAGCAUUUGGCUGGGAGUUGUACUACAAGCGCCUUCCACGAUUACCAGAAGAUAGAUAUCAUCCUGAGGAGCCUUUUGACAGUCUAGUGAUGGCAGGAGGUCUGUUUGCUAUCAGUGCGAAAUGGUUCUGGGAACUUGGAGGCUAUGAUCCUGGUCUUGUUAUUUGGGGUGGAGAGCAAUACGAGUUAUCGUUCAAGAUUUGGAUGUGUGGAGGGCGUAUGAUUGAUGCCCCGUGUUCUAGAAUAGGCCAUAUAUAUCGUAAAUACUCAACUAACUUUCCGAAAGCAGAAUUUGGGGACUUUGUUGGUCGUAAUUACAAGUGAGUGAAACCGUUGUAUUAUUUUACUGACUAUCUAGGACAUGGUCUACGGUAUUUUCCGUUGAAUUUUUAAGUUUAUUUCUAACAUUCGAUAACAUUAUAGUUUAAGACAAAGUACACUGAUUUGUACAAAAUCGACAUAUAUUUUACUUCGCUCUUUGAAUUUUUUGUGUAAUUUUGACCGCACAUUUAUGAUUCGCGUACUCAAUUGAAAUCUAAGAAAAUUUCUUUACUGGAGUUCAGAUUCAUGCAUUUUCUAUAAGAAGUGGUGACACUACCUAACUCUUCGGUGAUAUAUGUUGGCUAAAUCCAUACUUUCAGCUUAAUAGUCGCAAAACCAACUUUCCCCUAAUUUUCAACUACAUGACGGCUUUAGUGUCUCUCAUGUCUUAUCAGAACAAAUUUUUGUGUCCUUAUUUUUAGUUAACUACAACACAAACCGAUCAGUUGACUAUAUACCAAGGAUAGGAUUUAAUCACCUCAGACUGGUGCAAUUUGUAAACAAGAAAUGUGCAGGUAAAAUACUAAUUAAACUUAGACAAUAAGUUGUUCAGUUUUGAAAGUGAUGACACAAUUAAAAAUGAAUUUCACCCACAUGGUCUAGCGUGGCCAGCGGUCGAUCACUGCUAUCAUUGUGGAUUCAGGUUAGGAUCCAGAUAAGUAUAAAUGGAUUUAAAUUAAUAUCGUAUCCCACCACUAUACGGUCAGAAGUGUAAUGUUGAAUAUGACUAGAAAAUGCUGUUUUACAUGACUACUCAAAGUUUUCUGUUGCCAUUAAGUAAAACAUUUAGUUAAGUCAUUAGCAAGUUUUGUAUCACACGUCACAUUAAUAGAAAAUAUCGCAACCUAAAGUGGUGGAUAAAUAUGGAUAAGGCAGUAACUACCACGAUUGAAAAGUCGGGAAACACAUUUUCACCUACAGAAUAUAUCUGGACGCAUAAAAAUCAUCAUUUUGACCCAGGACACUUCAAUAAGAGCUUCAUUAUGCAAAUUAGUUUGGGUAGUCAAUUUGAUAGGCUGAUCUUUUUAUUUCGUGUAACAUGCUAACCUGAGUAACUUAAGUGUGGUCAAUAUCUACAUAACUUCAUGAAAGUAGAAUUAUGGACUUUUUGGUGAAGUAAGUAAUUGAAAUAACUGUGUUGUAUUUCCACUAACAUCUGGGACCUUGUAUACAUUAGAUUUGUUGCAUAGUAUCAGUCGACAUUGAGUUAAAAUACUCAAAUAAAUGACCCCUGAUUUACUCAGAGAACAAAUGUUUUUUGGAAAUUCCCAAAGUAGCCAGUUCGAUAAUAUGCUGUUCUCCUUCACUACAUAUCUGGUUAGCUUAAAUAAAUCUAGAGGAUGAUGAAUCAUCCUCAUACUUUCACCUUAGAUCAUUCGUGUGUAUGAAAAUAUGACCGAACUACUUGUACAGUGUGGCUGACUGACUGACUUACCACCUUUGACCUAACCACUCCUAUGAAUCCGGUGUUCAUCUUACUGUGCUAAUGAGGUAUGGCAACCUGGACCGAUGCACAUAUGUGCCUGGUCCUACGUUGUAGCUGACUGACUGACUUGUACAGUGUGACUAGAUGCUAGUAGUAAUUAAAAGAUAUGGUGAGUGAAACAUCAGUUCUUAUAAUUUGGUAAAUAUCGACUGCACUGUCUACUCGUUCUGGUAUUUUAUUCCGUAUCAGCCCGAAAGUGACAAAGGUGAAAGCUGGUCUGCGCGAUUGAUAAGAAUGUUAGCUUUCAAUAAACCCUAUAAUUGUUUUCAGUCCUUCAGACUGAGUACUUUGGAAAAAAUGUUAAAAAUAUGACUACGAAGCUGAUUAGUUCUCUGUUGUUUCAGUUGUGGAAACUAUAGGACAGCAAACAAGUUCCCUCAAAUCUCUUCAAAGUAAUAGAGUUUUGUCUGCUUUUAUAGGUAGUAACGAGGGGAUUUUAAGGUUUGAAAUAGUCUGGAUUUACAAUCCACUCAACCAGGUUGACCACAUAUAGGUUUACAACAACUUGUGCUAUUUAACAUACCUAAACAAAUUGAGUCAUUAGGAAACUUGAAUAAUCAUUUUCUCGUCUCUAUAUGAAUCUAGGUGGUAAAAAGUGAACUCAGUAUCACCAGACAGCAUAGAAUAUUAAUGCCAUAGGUGGGAAUUCUAUGCGUUAAAAUCUAUGAUUUACUCUUGCUGCUUUGUAAAUAGUCAUCUAUAUCCAAGUCCAAUCUUUUGUUUAGGUGGUCAGAAUCCAGUCUUCGAUGUAAGAUAGAUAAAGUUGCGAAACUCUGUUUACAGCAAUCAUCUGUCAGUGUCCGAUGUUCGGUUCAACAGAUUUACCAUUCGAAAUACCUGGGAAAACCAAGUUUAAUUCACCUUAUAAAAGCACCAUCUCAGUCCAAAGAAUUUGUGGGACUGAGUAUAAUAUUCGGAGAUGACGAAAAGCUUUAAUUUAAGGUUUGAAAACUUAUUUAGUAUCGUAAUGAGAAAUGAUAUGCGAAAACUAUUCUUUACAUAGUACUGUUUUUAAGGAAUAAAAUAAUACAAAGCCAAGUACUUUUUUGUGUCAGAGAAAUGAAAAGAAUUGUUUUCAUUUCUUCCUCCUCACUUCAAUUGUUUACUGUGUCAUUUAUUAACUUGGUGGUCAGCUGUAAUAACUUAAGUCGAAGUACUGGGAUUAACAUAAAUUUAAUCAAUCAACAUCAAAUAAUCUGUAAAAAUUCAAAAGAUCCAGUAUUUAUAGCUUAUAGCGACUGAAACCUUACACUACUAACUUCUUGUUUCAAUUACUAAGGUUCCUUAAUCUCAUGCUCGUGUUACCCCUGAUUGAUGUCAUGUGCUCUCGUUUUCAAGUGUAAUUGCAUUUCAUGCAAUUACUGAGUUGUCGGCUCAUUUUUUCUCUCGUUCUUUUUUCUUUCAGAUGAUCUCACUUACUGCUCCUAACACCUUCAAGACAAGAUACCUUCAGACUAGACACAAACCUACCAAAGGCUAAAUGUUAUAAUAUCAUUGCGAGGCUACCUAAUUUUUCGAAGAUUCAAGAGACAUAGAUUUAACAUAGUCCCUUGUUUAUCAGAUUGAGGUUCCAAUUUUUGCUUUUUUCUUGUCUCUGAAUAAUCAGAGACCUAAGUAUUACUGUCUCUUUGACGUGCAAAGCUAAAUGUAAUUAUCAUACCCUGAGGCCAGAUAGAUCUAUUGAAAAACCAGUUUAAAGGAUUAGGUUUUAAAUGGACAAAGUAAAAUAUAUGAGACUGGUUAAAUAUGACUAUCACGUUAUAAGGUUCUAUCGUGCUGUAAAAAGAUCUAUUUUUAGUAGAGACACUUUCAACAGAGUUACUCAGUCUGUGUAUACUGCCAACAUGUCAUUUAAAAAUAUUUUUUAGAGUUGAAAGUUAAGUCAACGUUAUCACCUAACUCUGAAAUCAAGACAGUUAUCACCAAAGAGCUGAUUCAUCAUCCUCUUCGUGCAUUGCCCCAUAUAUUUACAUCAUCUGAAGUAAGGAUCUUGAAAAAUACUUUGUGGUAGGUCGUUCAUGUUUAUUAGUAGUGGCUGUAAUCUCUUCAAUAUUUUUUUAGCAAAUCUGAUCAAUGGCACUAUUGAACAAAACAACUCUCCAUGUAUUAAAUGUAAUACAUCCCUUUAUAAUGAAGUGCCAUUCAAAUUACAGUCGGUAUUCCUUGUACUCAAACGUAUUUUAAACAUUCAGCUAAUGAAUACAAUGGAUGAGUAUAAGACUGAAAGGAAUCUAGAGGCUGGUGAUUCUGUAUUGAUGUUAUUUCCAAUUAUAUAUUGAGUUAAAUGAAAUGAUUUUGAAUGACACCCAGAGUUUUCAUAUUUGAAAGUUCUAAUUGUGAGAUGUAAAUGAUUGGAGAUCAGAGGAUUGGUUUUUAGCCCAUUCUCAAUAAACACAGUUUACCCAAACUACUUGCAAACGUGUUCAAAUAAGUUUUCGUCACUAUUUAUGGAUUGUAGUUUUUAUUUGUUAAAUUGCCUCAUAGUUCCACGUCUCGUUGUCUAAUAUCAUUUUUAGUAGUGUUUAACAAAAAAUGGAUCCAGUCCUGACACCAGAAAUGAUACAUAUCGGACCUCGCCAUUAUAGGAAAAAUGCAUCAAAGCAAUGUUUUGUUCAGUCCUUUCCUACGUCCAUUAGUCAAAUCGAAGAGGUUCCAGAUGUUGAAGAAGUAGAUAUAGAUGAAAAUGAUCCAGAAACUAUGGAAAUAAACAGGAAAAUUAUGGUUCCACCGUUAUUUCACAAGUUCAUUGUUGGUGUUCAACACUCAAAAAAAAAACUGUUAGAAGACGAAUUUCGUUGUUACAUUGAUAUCCCGAAUUCUGGUUCUAGUUCUUCAAUGGUCUCUGUUACUGCGACGUCAAGAUUUAACGUUUUAAAUGCAUGUCGUCGUAUUCUCUGGAUAGUGACUGAUGCACGUAAUCGGUGUCAACCAACUCAUUUCAUUUGUUUACCAGUUACUUGUCCAACCGUUAAAGAUAAUUUUCAGACAUUCAAACAGUCUGUUUUACAAGCUGCUAGUGAAUGUUCUCAUGAUUUCAUGGGCGUGGAUAGUUCUAUCUUUCAUUCAGUGUCUACGUUACACUUCACUUUGGUAACUCUUGUGUUGGCUGAUGAAUCCGAAGUUGAAAAAGCAUGUGAAAUAUUAACGACUUUCUACAAAUCUCAAAGAGGUAUUCAGUUGUUUGCAUCUGGUCCUCUCCAACUAACUAUUAAAGACCUUGAAUAUAUGAAUGACGACCCUACUUCUGUACAUGUACUUUAUGCAAAGCUGAUGGAAUCAUCAGAUUCACAAAGACUACAAACAAUUGCUAAUGAACUAUUGAAUCUACUUACUGAACAAAAUCUAACCAGCACUGGGUCAUAUCGUCCGGAUAAUAAUGUAAAAUUACAUAUGACUUUACUUAAUUCUAAGUAUCGUCAGGAAAAAAGCAAUCGUGACGCUUCAUUUCAAGGUUUCUCACCUAAUACUCGUACAUCGUUCAGCAUAACCGGGAUUUUAAAAAUUGCAGGAAAUUUUUACUUUACUGAAAAUCAGUCUUUUCAUCAAAUUUGUUUGUGUGAUCGUUUGUCAUUUGAUUCUUCAACCCAGUUUUAUAAAUGCUGUUGUAAGCUAAAGUUCACUACUGAUGGUAUCCAUUGUUCUCACAUGAAUAAAAUGUGAAUAGCUUUAAUUUGAAAUAUUUCAGUUUAAGUCUUUCAUCUACAUUUUAUGAUUUGUGUAUUCUGAAAAUCCGACUUCCCAGAUUACUUCUUGAGUUAUUUGAUGACAGUUUGAUAACAACACUAUCUCAUACUGUGUACAGUUUUAUUUUAUAUCACUGUUCUCUUCAGUUGCACAAUCUUUCUAUGUAACCGCGAUGUUUCAGAAAAGUAAUUACUCGAAUACAUAAUCAGUUUUCUAUUUCUUCAGUUUGUCAUUCCUCAUAAAAACUGCACUACCAUUUCUAAUAAUAACAGGUUUUUUUCUGAUUGUAGAUAGGUAAUAUUAGCUAAUUGUGUCUACAAUCAAGAUUUUCCUUCAAACAUAUUGUUUAUUUUAUAAAAUUAAGUCUACAUGACUGAAUGAUCGGAUCAACUCCAGUUAUUCUACUCGUAGUUGAGUAACUCAAAAUAAAAUACUAUUAUUAGUUCAUUUUAAUAAAAAGUUGUCGAUAGAAUACAAGGAAUUAUUUUAGUUUUCGAAGUUAUUCUUCAAUGUUAAUUAAUCUUAGUAUCUUGCUUUAAAUUAGAAUUUGAUUCUGUUUGAUUAACAGCGCACGUGGGUCAGACAAGUUGAUUGUGUACAUUUUUAACUUUCAUAUAAUUUAAGUCAUGAAACUUAAUAGUAGUUAAUAUAGGGUGGUUGUAAAAAUUGUUGAAUUUCAUAACAUCCAAUGAUCUAAGAUAAUUACUGAAAACUAGUUAGCAUUAGACAGCUGUUCCAUUCUACAAUGGGAUUCCUAAGCUGUGUAUGUACACGAGCUCCAGUCCUAGACCUUCAGGUCUCGCGACAAGCGCCUAACCUUGGUGAAGUUGUGCAUACUCACUGUUGAGUAAUUUUAUGUUAGAACGAUACAGUUAUUCAUAACUUCCGGGCUUUCAAUGGUUGUUUGAAUAAGUUCAGUUCACGAUGUAAUUUCAGCUAACAGAUGUACUAGCACUGAUAGACUAUUCACCUCUUGAUUUUCAUGUCUCGGCAUCCCAUCAACCUUUCUAAUAAAUCGAAUUCAGUGAUGAUGUAUAUUAUUUGUCUUAACUAAAUUGCUUUUGUUAUUAUCUAG